UGCAACGUUGCGUGUUACAGCCACAGUUUAAAUUAAUUUCGGCUCUUGCGUAGAUUUUAAGCCAUAUUACAUAUAAUAUCUAUGUAAAUUAAUAAACGGUGUUUAAAUAGAACGCUACAAUAUUUGUAGGCACUGUUGCGGUUAAAAUUUCUGUGCUGUACCUAACGCACAUCUACAAAAUUACCGACCAACGAGAGACAAAGCUACGCUACGGUCGUAACUGGCAAAGUGCACUGUGAACGGCCAAUGCAGAAUUGUCAUACGCGAGUUUUUUUUCGCGUUCAGUUUAGGUUUUAGUUACCUGCGCGCAACAACCCCGUCGCCUUAGCCGUUGUGCUUGCGUCCUGCGUUUCCAAAUCGAAACUCGAAACAAAAAUUCCAAACGCUGCGACCAAAUGUGUGCACUGCAUGCUUACCGAUUCUGCUGCGCGUUGUAAUUUGCUAUCAAAUCGUGUAAAUACAUAAGCGAAAGCAUCCGCAGCAGCAACGCUUAUACCCCGCGUAUUGCUUUAGUGAGGCGCGCGUCUUUAUUUUAACUUUUUUUUUGUUGGCUCUGCGAACGAGCCAACGGGCAGCAUUAAAGUUGCUCCUCGGCUUGGCCGCUAAAAAUAAUUUCGAGAGACGAACGGUAGCAUAAUUAUCGGCACGCUGGAGAAACAUAAUAAACGCUCGCAGCUCAUACGCGACAAAAUGGUGUUGUCCGAGCGCAACACCAGCGACAUUGUGCGCAAUGGCCGCCGCUCACGUGGACCCAGCCCCAAUACACAUACAAGCGGCGCUGGCAGCGGUGGUGCUGGCCAUGGCCACAAUUCUGCCACCGGCAUGGGCGGUGGUGGCGGCGGCGGCGGCGGUGGCGGCGGCGGAGCCGGUGGCACAAACUCCACUGGCAAUGAGAAGGGCACAGCUAACGUACCGGGUGCCGGCACACCGGAGAGCUCCGACGAUGAUAACUAUCUCCAUACAGCCACAAAACGGAACGGCAAAUCCAAGGCAAAGCAGUCGGAAUAUGAAGAGAAAAUACGCGUUGGACGCGACUAUCAGGCGGUGUGUCCACAGCUGGUGCCCGAACCGGAUCGCCGUCCGGAGCUGAUGAACGAGCGCGCCUUGUUGGUCUGGUCGCCCACCAAGGAGAUACCGGACAUGAAGCUGGAGGAAUACAUUUCGGUGGCAAAGGAGAAAUAUGGCUACAAUGGCGAACAGGCAUUGGGCAUGCUGUUCUGGCAUAAGCACGAUCUGGAGCGUGCGGUCAUGGAUUUGGCCAACUUUACGCCGUUCCCGGAUGAGUGGACCAUCGAGGAUAAGGUGCUAUUCGAUCAGGCAUUUCAGUUUCAUGGCAAAAGCUUCCAUCGCAUACGCCAAAUGCUGCCAGACAAAUCGAUAGCCAGUCUGGUGAAAUAUUAUUAUUCGUGGAAGAAAACGCGCCAUCGCAGCAGCGCCAUGGAUCGUCAGGAGAAAAUGAUAAAGGCGGCCGUUAAGGAUGGAUCCGAGAACGGCAGCGAGGUCGGCAGCAAUGAGGAAUCCGAUAACGAUGACAAGAGGGCGAACAACAACAAUUCCACGAUGAACAACAACAAUAGCGGCAGUCACAGUAAUGCUGGAACGCCUGGAAGCAACGGUAACGGUAACGGCAACGGCAACGGCAACGGCAACGGCAACGGCAAUGCCAAUAGCAACAGCAACAACAGCAACAACAACAGUAACAGCAACAGCAACAGCAACAGCAAUGUAACUGGCGACAGCAACAACAGCAGCGGCAUCGGCAUCGGCAUCGGCAUCGGUGGCGGCAGCAGCAGCAAUAGCAACAGCAACAGCAACAGUAACAGUAACAGCAACAGCAACAGUAACAGUAACAGUAACAGCAACAGCAACAGUAACAGCAACAGCAACAACAACGAUCUGGACGCCGAUCAGCUGUGCAUCUAUACAAAUGCAUUGGGCGAAGAUAUGCUCGGCUUUGGCCUGCCCGGCUUUGGCCUGUCUAUCGAUAACGGCGGCGAUAUUGAUAACGAUAACAACAAUCCAAGCGGCGGCAACAACAUUGGCAACACUGGCAGCAACAGCAAUGCACGACGCGUCGUUGUGGGCGGUUUUUGCAAAAAUUGCAACGUUGUCUGCUACAUUUUAUUCGAUUCGCCAUUGGGGCGCAUGUGUAAAAGUUGUCACACGCACUGGAGACGCACCGGCAAUCGUCGUCCCAUCUCCGGCCCGGACAGCAUUGCACCCACAAAACGUUCCACACACAACAGCGCCGCAGCGGCGGCGGCGGAUCGAUCCAAGCGUAAGCCGCCACGCGGCAUGUACAUCAAUCAUGAUGAUCUCACCGCCUUGGCCGGAUGCAAAAAUCCGUGUGAAUAUUUAGCCGAAGGCGAUCGUAAAAUUGCCGCCCUCAUGGCAGAAGUAAGAAAUAUCCAAAAGAAUAGGCAAAUGAUGGAGCAACUGGAAAAGGAUUGCAGCGAUGGCAACGUGGACGAUAGCAGCCCCAACGGAGGAGGAGCCGCCCAAAAGACGACAACGACGACGACGACGACGCCCAGCAGCACGGAGACAGCCGCUGCCCAGCCCCGCAUCACGGCACGCUGGACCUCCGAUGAGAUUGAAGUGGCACUGCUCGCCCUGCGCGACUAUGGCAAAAACUUUCCGAUGAUUGCCAAAGUCGUUGGCACCAAGACGGAGGCGCAUGUGCGCACCUUCUAUGUGAGCAAUCGUCGACGCUACAAUCUGGAUCAGAUUGUCAAGGAGUACGAGGCCAAGUCUGAGGACUCCAACAUGGAGGAGCAGUGCGAUGCGGCUCCAGCAGCUGCCGCCGCUGCGGCUACAACUGGCAGCACUGCUGCCGCCGCAGUCGCAACAGCCACCGCUGGCAAUGUGGUGGAUGGCAGUAAAUCGGCGGCCAAUGAGACAAGUGACGCCACCAGCCAGGAGCUGGCCAAGAAGGAGGAGCCGGCCAAUGCCAAUGCCAAUGCCAAUGCCAAUGCCAACAGCAACAGCAACAACAACAACAACAACACUACAAAAAAGAAGCCAGAACUGAUCAAUGCAGCAAUCGCUGCACUCAAGAGCAGCGAGAGCGCCAGCUCAACAGCCGCCGCUCCACUGACGGCUGCACUCGCUGCAGCAACAGCUACUGCCACGGGUACUGCCACGGCUAAUAACGGUGCUGCUGCUGGGGCGGCGAGUGUCAAUAAAUCGACUAUGGCGAUUAGUGCGCCAACCAUAACCAUUGUGGAUGAAUCGGACACGGCGACCAGCUCCAGCAGCGAUUUGACAAACAGCAACAAUAUGGCGCCAGCGACUGGCAACUCGCUCUCGUCGCUGUCGGGCAUCAGCUGCAGCAACAGCAUGAGCAGCAGCGCACCCGCCAAAUCAUCGACCAACAACAAUCACAACGAUGCUGACAGCGAGGAGUCGCCAUCGCUCAAAUCAGCUCAUGUUCCAGUUAAACGUGACAAUUCCGAUUUGAACACUGGCGAAUUGCCGCCAGCCAAAAAAAUAGCGCUCGCCGUCGGCGCCGAGUUCCUUGCUAAGUGAGAGCCGCGCCCCACAACUCGCCCAGUGGACUCAACUGGUCUGGUCACAGGCGAUAUACGAUGCAUGAAUUAUAUCGCAUAACUAUAUAUAUAUAUAUACAUAUAUAUAUAUAUAUAUAUAUAUAUAUACAACCGAUAUGUGUAUAUCGUUAGCUGUAUAGCCCAAAGGUUGUGGCGUGUGUUUACAAUUUCAUAUGCGUAGCUCUGCUUAGCUCUACACCCAACGCUACUCUUAACUUUUAUUUUAAACAUCAGACCCGGAGACUUAUCUGAUGAACCACACACACACACACACACACACACACACACACACGCGUACAUUUAUAGAUUGGUUAAUUAGUGGAUUAUUAUUAUUAUUAUUAUUAUCAUCAUCGUAUCUUGCACUUAUACUAUCUACCUUUCGCCGAUUCAAAACGUUUUGUACCAAUUUCUUUGUUUAAACAUUUCGUGUCGUGGGGCGCAUUUAAACAUGAUAAAUGGAUAUAUAUAUAUGUAUAUAUAUAUAUAUUGAAAUAGUUGAUAGAUCAUUUAUUAUAAUAGAGCAGAGCACGAUCACACGAUAUGAUCGGGAACUAAUUUUUCUAUAACUAAGUUUACUUAAUUUUCUUUUUUUUAUUUCUUAAUUUUAUUUUGUAUAUAUGUUUGUAAUUUGUCGUGAGUCGUUUCGAUGAAUUUGGGGCCGAUUUACCGAUAGGUUUUC
Molecule: messenger RNA, 4227 nt
Organism: Drosophila montana
Lineage: Eukaryota; Metazoa; Arthropoda; Insecta; Diptera; Drosophilidae
Gene: CoRest
Product: CoRest
Exons: 11
Coding region: 691-3528 (945 amino acids)
Biological process (GO): regulation of transcription by RNA polymerase II; negative regulation of DNA-templated transcription
Cellular component (GO): histone deacetylase complex; transcription regulator complex
Molecular function (GO): transcription corepressor activity
Source: RefSeq, a predicted model, not a curated record